Molecule: messenger RNA, 3018 nt
Organism: Aspergillus homomorphus CBS 101889
Lineage: Eukaryota; Fungi; Ascomycota; Eurotiomycetes; Eurotiales; Aspergillaceae
Product: acetyl-CoA synthetase-like protein
Exons: 2
Coding region: 1-3018 (1005 amino acids)
Source: RefSeq, a predicted model, not a curated record
AUGGAGGCAGCCAUUUACAAACACGCGCAGGAAACCCCCGACGCUAUCGCUGUCGAGGAUGAAACCAAUUCUCUGAGCUACACCGAGCUAGUAGGAGAGGCAAGUCAUCUAGCGCACGAGUUGGGAGACAUCCAGCCCGAAGAACCCGUUGGCAUCGUCCUCGCAAAUGGCAUGUACCAAGUCGUGGCGCAGCUGGCAGUUCGCUUUGCUGGAGGGAUGUGUGUUCCACUGGAGCCAUCGAUACCGGAGGAGCGCAUGAGAGACCUAUUGGGCGAGGCCGGGGUCAAGGCCAUCCUUGUCGACGAAAGCCUCUCACUGGACUGGCCAAAUUGGAGACUCAUUCCCUUCCGAACCCCAACAGGUGGGAAGGCACUAGAUGGCGAGCCACCCAAAGGGGUCAAGAACCCAUCCGAGCGAAGUCACAUUCUCUUCACGUCGGGGUCAACCGGGAAACCUAAGCCAGUGCAGAUCCGAGCAGAAGCCAUCCUGCAUCUUGCGAACAAAACACCAACCACUCCUCUGCAAAAGAGCGACCGCGUCGCCGAAUUCAACAACCCGGGAUUUGACCUGAGCUUGUAUGAGAUCUGGGCCACUCUGAUCGCGGGUGCCACCGUUGUCUCAAUCCCGCGGGACACGGCCCUCAGCCCUGGUGCACUGGCAGAAAUGGUCUCAAAGCACCGGCUGACGGUGAUGAUCAUCACGACCGCGUUGUUUACAAUCACCAGCACUCAGGACCCCGCGGCAUUUGCUUCUCUCCGACACGUCAUCACUGCAGGGGAUGUGGCGAAUGUGCGAGCCAUGCGCAACGUACUGAAGAACGGCGCUCCAGAGCACCUUUGGAAUGCGUAUGGGCCGACAGAGUGUGCAACCUUGGCCACCAUGCAGGAGGUUACACUUGACGAAACCGACAGGGGCCGGAUUGGCAUUGGCAAGGCAGUAGGGGAGCUCGAGGUAGUCUUGCUGGAUGAGGACCAGAAUCCUAUCCAUGAAAGCGGCAAGCAAGGGGAGAUCCACCUUGGCGGACCCCAACUGACGCCGGGAUAUUUAAACCGCCCACAAGAGAACAAAGAGCGGUUUUUGAAUCUAAGCAGAGAAGACCUAGGUCUUCCCGGGAAAGGGAAAGUCCGUCUUUACAAGACCGGCGACCUAGCUCAGUGGCGCGAGGAUAACAGCGGCCUCGACUUCUUCGGUCGGAAUGACUCGCAAAUUAAGCAUCAAGGGUUCCGGGUUGAGCUUGGCGAAAUCGAGCGAGCAUUGAUGUGUCAUGACGCGGUCCAGUCUGCGUUUCUCAUUCACCAGCCCCCUCUCGACGAAGGAGAGGAACAUUCUCUGGUUGCCUUUGUGUCCGCGCAAGAUCUGGACAAGAAGCAGCUAUUGAGUUACGCCCGGGAGCACCUUCCUCAUUACAUGGUUCCAACCGAUGUCCAAUUCUUGACCGAGUUUCCACUGACACCUAACGGUAAAGUGGACCACCAGAAGCAAGACCAAAAGCAAAACAAGCCCGAGACAAACGGAGGGAUGACGAACGGAGAAGAGUCACACCAUAAAGUUGACAAACUUCGUGGUCUCUGGGCACAUCUGUUACACCUCUCCGAGGAUGUUCAGGAUGAUGAUGACCUCUUCCUGCUGGGUGCCAGUUCACUCCAAGCCGCGUCGUUGAUUGCACAAAUCAAGAAGGAGUUCGACGUUCUUGUUUCGAUGCACGACCUCCAUAGACACUCCCGGUUUGACCAGAUGGUACAACUAUUACAGCCCAGCAAGCCUAAGGAUAACAAGGCACCCGACCACACCGUGGACUGGAUGAAAGACGUGCGGCUCGUUGACGAGAUCGACAUGGUACCCCAUUGGGAAGCUGAAGGCGAAGGACGUGUGCUCGUCACCGGUGUGACCGGGUUCCUAGGCUCUCACCUUCUCGCCCAACUGAUGCAGCGACCGGGCGUGAAGCAAAUCGCAUGCUUGGCCCGUAGCAAAGGAGACGUGAAUGCCUGGACCCGCGUUCAGCAGGCUCUUGAGCGAUACGAUCUGUGGCCCAACAGCUUUGAAAUGACACGAAAGAUUCUGGUCUUGGAAGGGGACCUGACCGAUUGGCAUCUGGGACUAGGGCAGGAAAAGUUCACGUGGCUCUCAAACUGGGCCUCCGUGAUCUUCCAUCUCGGGGCGAAGAUCAACUUUUGCGAAUCGUAUCAGGAGCACCGCGCGGCAAAUGUUUUAGGGACGCGGAAUAUACUUCACCUGGCCGGAACCGGUCGUCGCAAGGGCUUUCAUUAUGUUUCUAGCAUUGAUGUCUGGGGCCCAACAGGAAACAUCCUGGGAACAGAACAGGUCUACGAAGAUGAGCCCCUACAGCCACACAUUCACGCGCUGCGAUAUGACCUGGGCUAUGCCCAGAGCCAGUGGACCGCGGAGGCGAUGGUGCGCCGAAUGAGAGACCGCGGCCUGCCGGUAACCAUAUAUCGGCCGGGGUUUGUUGUCGGACACAGCGAGACAGGAGCUAUGAAUCCGGACGAUUUCGUCACCCGACUACUGGUGGGCUGCAUCAAGGCUGGCGCUUCUCCCAGAUUGGCCGACCAACGUCUGGAGUACACGACAGUGGACUAUGUAAUCGACGCGAUGAUGGCUAUCGCGACCCGCAACGAGAAUCUGGGUCGAUCCUACAGCCUGCUGUCACCGGAUGUCACCAAGUCUGUUAACGUCGAGGAAACCUGCGAUGUUCUCAACGAGGCGGGUUACUCCGUCCAAUUGCUCGACUAUAAUGACUGGCUCGCCAAGGUAACCGACGGGAGUCAUGACGCCUUGUUGGUGCCGUUGAUGCCCUUGUUCCAGGAGCGAGUGUUAGGGAAGUUGACAAGAUGGGAGGCAAGCUGUUACAGUCCGGUCUAUCGCUGUGACAACACAGUUGAGGCGCUUCGGGAUCACCCAGAGAUCAAGUUCCGUCCAUUCGACGCCUCCUUGGUGAAGAAGUUUAUUGCUUUUUGGGAGCGGAAGGGGUUCCAUCAUAUUUCAGGUGAAAAGGCUUGA